Erinaceus europaeus (western European hedgehog) is the source of this 1578-nucleotide messenger RNA. Its product is annotated as tripartite motif-containing protein 43-like. Bases 1 to 1578 code for a protein of 525 amino acids. The transcript has 9 exons. The record is from RefSeq and is a predicted model, not a curated record. Lineage: Eukaryota; Metazoa; Chordata; Mammalia; Eulipotyphla; Erinaceidae. Gene Ontology annotation, molecular function: protein binding.
AUGCCCAACCAUCAGCCCUCAGUAGGAAUUAGCAGGGUAGAUAGAAAAAGUUUAGAACUUGGGGAGUGUGACCUCUUCACAGAGCCAGAACUGCUAACUUCUGGCUUUUGGCUCAUACAAAUGCUCAAGAAAGAUGGUGGUUUUAACCUGAUUUCUCUGACAACUCAUGGGCCAUUUAACAUGGGACUUAUUAUUCAUCAGUUAGACAUCCAAGACCAGUUCUCACAGCCCAGAGCCAUGCAUUUGGGUUCCCAUAGUGAAUAUGUGUGCUCUAUCUGUAAGAAAGACUUCUUAGACCCGGUCACCCUGCCCUGCAAGCACAGCUUCUGUAAGCCAUGCCUCUGCUUCCGUUGGGAGAGCACCCAGGCUACCUCUGGCUGUCCUGCCUGUGGGGAACCCUGCCCACCUAAGACCUGGAAAUCCAACCUUGUUUUGAAUACACGGAGCUUCAUAGCCCGACGGGCACGGUCAGAAGAUGUACUGAACUUUGUAGAGCCGAUAUGUGAGAAGCACCAGAAAAGCAAGAGCUUUUUCUGUGAAGUUGUGAAGGACCAAUUGUGUGUGCUGUGCUGCAAGUGUGAGGGUCACGAGGACCACCAGCACUGCUCCGUGGACUGGAUGGCCGAGAGGUACCGGCAAGAACUCCUGAGCCAGAUGACCUCACUGUGGGAAAAGACACAAGAGAAUCAGAGAAAUAUAGAUAGAGAAGCCAGAAUAAGACAGACAUGGGAGAGUUACGUUGACUUGCGGAAGAAGAUGAUCCAAGAAGAAUACCGGAAUAUACAUAAUUUUCUUUACAAUGAAGAGAAACGCUAUUUAGAGACAAUAGAAAGGGAAAGCAACACAAUUUACCAACAACUGAGUGAAAGUGAAUAUUCCAAGGGCCCAGCAGGGAGAGUUCUCCGAGGAAUGUAUGGGGAACUGGAGAAGAUGUGCAGAAUACCAGACUUGGAGCUGAUCCAGCAAUUUGGAAGCCUGUCGACAAGGAGCGAGUCAGUGCAGCAGCUCGUGCCCCAGCCUGUGGAUACCUGUCUCAGCUCCUGCUCCAUCACUGGUCUCAUGAACAGGUUCUCCAGUUGCCAUGUGCAUUCUUUCACGUUCUAUGCAUCACUCAACAAUUAUGAAAGCCCCUUGUUGGAAGAACUGAGACAACUAAUCCUUGGCUCUGAUGAUCCAGAUGUCAAUUCCUCGACCAGCAGGAAAUACUUUCUUGCAUGGGACUCUGAGUGCUUCACUUCCGGGCAACACUGCUGGCAGAUGAACAUGGGAGACUACAGUAGCUGGGCCAUGGGCUUUUGCAGCAAUUCUUGGACAGGAAAGAAUGACAUGAAGCUGGGCUCAGAGGGGAUAUAUCUGCUUCUCUGUGUCAAGCAGGGUGGCGAGUGUAGGCUCUUCACCUCCUUCCCACUCCAGCCACAGUAUGUGGAAAGCUCUCUGGGUACUGUGGGUGUGUUUCUGGAUUGUGCACGCGGAUCAGUAAGCUUUGUUAACAUGGCCAAAAGCUCUCUCAUUUGCAGUUUACUCUCCUGCACAUUCUCCACUCCUUUGAGACCUUUCAUCUGCUUUAGGACCUCGUGA